Neurospora tetrasperma FGSC 2508 is the source of this 5168-nucleotide messenger RNA. RefSeq lists its product as uncharacterized. NCBI's taxonomy places the organism in Eukaryota, Fungi, Ascomycota, Sordariomycetes, Sordariales, Sordariaceae. The record is from RefSeq and is a predicted model, not a curated record. The coding region runs from base 1 to 4536 and encodes 1511 amino acids. The transcript is spliced from 2 exons.
AUGGACAUCGUGAGACCAGUACAGGGCAGCAGGGCCAAAGCGCUGCACGCUUUCGACUCUCCAAAGAGUCUCCAAUCGCGAACCACGGCCGACCACGACGGUAACCAAGCCAGCAAGCCAAGCUCGCCCUUUAGCAGGGGCAAAUCGCGGCUCAACCGGACGUCAAUCACCAGCAUCACUCCGGCGCUCAGCUCCAGCGGAAACGACACACCGGUAGACCCAAAGCCGGAAGGCUUGCUGAAACUCGACAUCCCCCGCACUGGCUUUGACACUGGGAUGACUGGGUCUGCGCAGAUACUUACGAAGACGACCAAGUCGCCCACCAGUCCAUCUGAGACCCAUAUCCACAGGCUGUCCACCCUCUUUACCUCCGGCCGCUGCAACUCUCUUUCCAGUCGCAUCGACUUGCUCAACUCUCCCACCAGUCCCAUCUCCCCCACGAGCGCUCCCCCAACCCUCCCCGACCUCAAUGUUCCACUUACACUAGACUUUGCUGCAGAGCUUGGACGGUCUUUUAGCAUUGGCUCCAAGAUCGAGCCUUUGCGUGGUGUGGCCUCGAAGGAAACAGUCGUUACAAUCAAGGACGCAGAGCCAGAGACACCGCCCGCUAUUGCGCCCGUUGCGCCCGCUAUCUUAACCGUCAGCACAACCGAGCUGACCACAGCGAAGACGACCACGACCACGACCACGACGUCGACGGCCCCAAUUAUCCCUCCCAAGUCGCCAGCCCGAGAAUCCCUUUCUCAUAGGAACUCAAUGAUCGAUCGUCGGCGAUCAUGGAUGCCUGGUUCGACCACGACUGUGAUCUAUGACGCCAAGGAGACCGCCGAGGACCGUCGCACCAGAAAACUGUCGAAGCCGAAUCAUGGUACCGGAACGCAGGAGGCCGCGCUGGAGGAUGUAAAGGAAUUGCAGAGACCCAAGACGGCCAAUGUAGAAUCCUUUGCCGAUUAUGCGAGGCGCUCGUGGAUCCCGUCUUCGAGGUCCCCGUCACUACCCCCCAAAACCCUCACAAAACAAUCGCCAGUCGAGGGCGGGCACAGUGAAGGACGCAGGACGUCCAAAGUGGAAGGAUUGCUCAGGCUUGGCAGUAAGAGGGAUAAGUCCGAUGGGGGUGUUAGUGGGAGCGCCACAGGGGCAGGUGGUGACGCAGAUGCCAGCCGGCCACCAGAAAGCAGCAGCCGUAGUCGAGCUCUACAUCGGGCAAGCAGCUUUGUGGCUCGGAUAAAACAGCGACCCCAAAGUGUCUUGUUCUCCAGAAGCUUGUCAACUACCUCGAUAUCAGCUUCAUCUGUCAUCAGCUCCAAAUCAAGUGACCUUGACAGCAACGCGUCCUCCGGCAUUGACACCAGCACUUCCGCGGCGAAGCCCGUUAAUCAGUCCACUCCGACCACCACACCCGCUAAAAAAUUGUUGCAAGCAAAGGAUGCCAAACACGAUGUUUCGAGCAGCAACAGCGACGCCCCAUCCACAACGAGGAAUUCGUCUCUGGACACCAUUGUUACAGCAGCUACCUCCGAACACGCAUCCCACUCAACCGCAGACACGAGCAUCACAAUGCCACACCCUACGUCCGGCGACCCGCUAUGGUCGACCUUCCGAACGCUCGAUAGCGAGUUUUCCAGAUUCGUGGCCAAGAACUCGACCCCCAUGCGCAUGAACGUAGUACGAUCGACGCUUGUACCUUUUCUCCGCAGCACGUCACACCACCCAUCCAACACGAACACAAAGCUGCUCGCCCCCGAAGACUUUGAGCGCCGAGCAACGAUCCUGAACAAAUGGUGGAACGGCCUUUUGGACAUGUUGGACGCUGGGCAGUCCAGGCUGGAUAGGAAUGCUUUCGCCGCGUCCGCGGGCACCGGCCCUGUGACGCCCCCUCCUCCCACGUUGGGCACUAAUCUACAGCCAGUCGCAGGCGUUGACAGACCGACGUUACUCGAAACCAUUACUAUACUCAUGAUGCGCCCAGAGUGGAGGUCCUGCACCAGCUCUUUUCAGCCGCUAUCUCAACGUUCGCCAGAGGAGCGUGUGCGCGGCCGAUCGUCAACACAGUCCACCGCAGACGAGGCCGAGUUGGCUGCCAUUGACUUUGUCGCCCAAUCCGCCGAGCAUAAUGUCCGGACCAUGUUCGUCAACAGCCUUGCCAGGCAGAUGGCUCUCGUAGUAGACAAGAUGUGUCUACGACAUGCGCCUCUUAGCUUGGUCAACUGGAGUGGCAAGGCAUGCGCCUAUGCCUUUUUCUUCGUUCCCGGGGUAGCGGACAUUCUCGUGCGUCUUUGGCAAUUGAAUAGCGACCUUCUGCGCCGAACGUCUGACGAGUUGGGGCUUCCAAGGAGGAGCAAAGGCGAGAGUGAGGACCUCGUGGCGCUCUUCCCACCACAUCUUGGACAGUGGGGUUGGACGUCAGUCAAGACACUGGGCAACAAGUUGCGCAUGGCAGCAAAGCCACCCGUCACCCUGACAAAGCCUGCCUGGCACGGUUCCUGGGUCUCCAGAUGGCGAGGAGGCGAUACCGACUUGUUCUAUAUCUUCUGCAAGUACUUUCACAUCCUUUGUGCUGACUUCAUGCCGCAAGGCCUUCCUCUAGUUGAGAAGGCGCGUGCCCCCGGUUUCGUCCUGGUGCAUGCUCAGCUUCUCUCGACCUUGGAUGGCGCGAUUCACCGUCAGGCCUCUAUGGACGCAUUGCUAGGACCACCGAUCGCCGACAGUCUCCAUGGCACCGACGCGACCAUGACUGGAGCCACUGGGCUCUCACUACCCAGCAAUGUCUUGAAGGGGAUGGACGAGAACAGACUUGUUGCCCUGCUGAAGGACAUGUUGUCGGGGAAGUCUGUGGUUGGAUCCGAGAUCAGGCAUAAUUUUGCCGAGUCAUUCAUGGCCGUUAUGGUCGCCGCCACCAAGCGGACCUCCAAAUAUGACCAUGCCGCCUGCUUCAUGCUUUGCGACUUCCUCCAGGAGGCCCUCAUGGCUUUCAACGCAUACCAGGAUAACCAGAACAACAGCAUCGCCAUCCCUGAUACUCCUAGCAGUUCACUCGUUAACUAUAUUGAUUGGCCCUUUUGGUUCGAGGUUAGCAAGUUGAUUAUGGAUUCCAACAACACCAUGUCGGAGAUUCGUAUCAUCUCAUUCCUUUACUCAGUGUGGGAUGCUAUCGUUGCUGAUCCGGUACGCAAGGAGCGACUGUGCUGUGAGUGGUUGUUGACGGAGGAGACCUUUGAAAGGUUUUUCAAUCACUGGUGUCCCAUGGUCCGCGCCUACUACAUGCGUCUCCUGUGUUGGCGUGUUUGCAGGGACACUGGAAGUAUCAAUGAGCUGGACAAUAAAAUCUUCCUGCUUGUUUCACAGCGAUUGAGAGCCGUCUGGUCACACUAUCUCUGGAUGUGGCAGACUGCUGAAGCUGAGGGUCGUAUGCCCCCUUCAAGAGCACCGUGUCUCCCAACACCCGGCAAGCGAUUCCUGAUCAUCCGAAGCGAAUUUCAGCCGGCGCAGACGCCCUUGUACCUUGGCUUUGACUCCUUCACCACCUCCUUCCCAGGAAUGGAUGGCUCCUUCGACUACCAGUCCACCAGCAAUGAAAGCAGGUCGAGCAUCAGGGUCGAAGAGACUUCCAAGAAGAGAUGGUCUCUUCUGGGCAAGGUUCUCUCUUUUACCGCUUCGCAGGCCCACCUACCUAAUGGUGCCACAAACGGCAAGCGGACAUGGGAUGAAGAACUCGAGCAAGCUAGGCGCGAAACGGCUGCGGCCGCUGCAGCUCGGGCCGGUCCUCCUCCGCCUGGAAAGCAGAACUCCGCAAUGAACGCCAAGCCGUCAUCCGACUCGGGUUCAUCAAGCGGAUCUGCCCCUGUCUCUGAUGCGGCCACCUUUGUGUUCCGGUUCGCUCUCACAUGGCAAGGCACCGUCGGUCCCCAGCGCGACAUGGUCCUGUACCGGCCUCGCCUUCCAGCUCCCGCUCAUUCGAGGAUUCUCAAUUGCGCCGCCGUCUCCUCCGAUGGACCUCUCAACCGCGAGGUCUACAGCAGCCCUGGCUCGCCUGUCAUCAACUCUGGUCUCUCACCCUUCGCCCGUCGCUGCAGCGGACAAUCAGAGACGGGCCUAAUAAGCCACGUCCGCAACGCUCGUCCGCUCUCAAGCGAAGCCAGCUCAGAAAAAAACCCAAACCGCCGCCGCUCAACAGGCGGCAACGUUGCAAUGUUCCACAUUGGCGACUCGUCUGAUGAUGAAGGUCCGCUGGUUGAUACUCGCUCUGCUGUAAGAAUGCGAGACGGCAGCCCUUUUGCACGCGCGCGUUCGCCUCCUCCUACUGGGUUCGACAGCGAAGUCAACCGUCUGCACCUGGCCGUCCGCGCUCAGAAGCCCGUAGGGAUUUAUGCCUCGGGCGCGGUAUAUACUGGCAGAGCGCUGGCGGAGUGGAGUUUGGUGGUGAGCGAGUGCAACAGCUUUGUGGAGCGGAGGAGGGGUGAGGGUGUUUUGGGGCUGAAGGAUGUGGAGGUGCCGAACUUGGGGGUAGAGGGGAUGGGGUUGAAGAGAGGGGGUUAAAAGGCCCCCGAAAGGUACCAUGAUAGCUGUCGAUACAGCGAACAUGCGGUGGAAAAGCUGGCUGGAAGAAAGCCGGAAUGACUUUUGGAAUGACAUUUCUCUCUGUGUUUUGGAUUUGUCUGUUGUUGAGAUACCCUCCCCCUUUUAUCCCCUUUUAACGUGCAUUUCUCAGCAAUGACGGCACACCUCAUGGGGUUUGCCUGCAUCAUCAUUAACAUCAUCAUAUCAUCAUCAUCAUCUAUCACCAUCAUGUAUCCACCUACCCGUCUGUCUCUACGACGUCAACAUAUUCUCCUUAUCACUCACCCAACAAGCAACAAACACUGGCGUUCACGGUCGACUUACAUAUCUCCUUGAUCACCUAAUUCGCUUCGUCAUCACACGUUGACGCUUGCUCUGAUUUUUCUUUAUUUUCACCCUGCUGCAUAGAUCAUACACGCAAAAGCUUCACGCAUCCUUACAUACUUGUUCAUGUACACACGGUUGGGUUUCACAGCACACCGUUGGGGAUUUUUGUGUGAUAUAUACAAACACAUAACACACAUGUCAUAGCUUUCUCAAUUCUUCCGUUCAUGGUUCCCGCACGGCGCAGGGCUGGCUUUUUUUGGUUUUUGGUUUUGGCUUCUCGGUUG